GGUUGCAAACAUUUGAACCAGCACAUUAACAGGAAGGUUAUUAAAAAAAUAGCCGUUUUCUCGACAUGAAUUUGCUGGUCCCCUAGAGCCUUAUGGGCUAUAAAUACUUCAGGCUUUGCUGUAAAACAUCAAGUUCUUUGUACUAAAAUGACUAAAGUAAAUAAUGACAUCAUCGAAAGUCAAGUAGAUUUGGCAGUGGGUCAGAUGAGUGUGUAGGAAUUCUGCUGAGUUGGGUUGUUGUCUGGGCUGUUUUUUGGGUGCACCAUCACCUCACAGCAAGAAGAUUCCUGGUUCAGAUGAGUGUUGUUUGCACUGUUCUCUGGCCCUUGCUCCUCAAUCCAAACACUGCUUCCGUUGGUUGAUUAGCUGCUGUGGACGGGCUUUCUUGCCUUUGCCUGGAGGUGGCUGGGACGGCUGCAUCUCUCAAUAACGGACAUAAAAUGUAUCAUCAAAGCCUUGAGCAGCCUUGGCCAAUGACAGCAUGUCAGUAGAAAGCUGAGGUGACGCGAAGGUUGGAGGAGAAGCGUCCAGUGUGGGAGAAUGGAGAAUGGAGGGAUGGACAGCAUGUUUUUCUGAGGAAGGUUCCAGCAACAGUCUUCCUCACCUGCUGUGGUGGCGGGCCAGGCUCGGGCGCCUGUAUAAUUUGGUUGGUCUAAUUGCUCUUUUCGGAUAUUCAGAAGAGGAGUUCAGAGCAGGAGAGAGAGGGAGCAGUUCCGCGCUAAGCCACUAUGUAAUUUUAUCCAUGCCCUGUCUCUCACUUCACACAGGGCUGAUACCUUUUUCCUCCCCCUUUCCUUUGUAUCAAUUGGUCGAAGUUCAGCCUAUUGUCGCCACAAGGUUCUUUUAUAUAUGCGCUCGGUGUGAGCAGAGGCUCUCAGUCCGCUCCACAGGAGGGCUUCCAGUUCCAGAAGCUCCAGAGGACGCUCGCAGCUCCACAGCGGCGCUGCUGUCACUGUUGCCCCGUGGGGCUCGGAUGCGCGCGGGGCUGCUGGGUUCUCCAGCAUUCACACUUUGGAUGGGACUCGGAGGACUGGGGAGAAGUUCUCCGUUUUUUCCCCGCAGCCGAACCUCGCCGGCCAUGCCACAAUGCUGGUGAUUCCUCUGCUGCUGUUGCUGAGCCUCCUGGACCCCGUCUGUCCCAGGGCGCGCUGCCCAGCGGGCCAGACCUGCGACCCCCGGCAGCGAAGGGAUGCCGGGGGUCGCGGAGGCGUGUAUGAGCACCUCGGAGGAGCGCCGAGGCGCAGGAAGCUCUACUGCGCCACCAAAUACCACCUUCAGAUCCACCCCAGCGGGAAGAUAGACGGGACCCUGGAGGAGCACAACCCGCUGAGCAUCAUGGAAAUCACUGCAGUGGAAGUGGGCGUCGUGGCCAUUAAAGGUCUUUUCUCUGGCAGAUACCUUGCCAUGAAUGAAAAAGGGAGGCUGUAUGCUUCGGAAGUGUUUAACAAGGAGUGUGAAUUUGUGGAGCGCAUCCUUGAGUUGGGAUACAACACCUAUGCAUCUCGCUACCACUCCACAGAGCUGCCUCAGCCAUCAGGAGGGGGCAGCAAACGGCGGGCCAGCACCGAAAAGCUGUGGUAUGUUUCCAUCAAUGGUAAAGGGCGGCCACGGCGAGGCUUUAAAACUCGUAGCACUGACAAAGCCUCUCUCUUCCUGCCUCGCUUGCUGGGCAACAAGGACCAUGAGAUGGUGAGGAGGCUGAGGGACAGUCGUGCUUCACACCAACACUUGCAUCACAGCAGUCAUCGUGGCGAGCGGCGCCGGCGCCGGCAUCGAGUUAGGAAGGGCCAAGAUCAGCAGCCGGAGGACUCGGCAGACUUUUAGAGGACGUUUGACCUCUGGGUCCUCAGCUCCACUCAAACCGGUAAUCUGGACACAUACUGUAGCUCUGCUGCUGCCAUGAAGGAUGUGGGAUCAGAACUGGGAUCGUUCUUUCUGGAUUGCUGGAGUUGUUGGUGCACAAAGAAAAACAAAAUCUCCAAACGAAGGAAAACUGCGACACCACCAAAGCUUAAGGGGCCCACAAAGGUCAUCUUCUGGAGACGCCAUCAUCACACAUUCCAUAAAGACCGCUGUUUAACCCUGUUGAUGCAACGAAAAUGUUACUCAUCUCUGGACACAUGUACAAAAAUACCUUUCCUUUUGAUUUCAAAAAGUUUCUUUGAUUAAGCAGCCAUUUUACCAAACUGAGAAAGGGCCUCAUGGAGAGCAGAUCUGUUCUCGUCUUCAGGAGCGGCAGCCUCACAGCAAAAAAAAAAAAGGACAAAAAAGGAGAUUGAUUUUUAGAAACGCUAACAAGCAGGACAGCUCCUGAAGAGGGUUUCUGAGGCAAAGCACCUUGUUUAGUUUUCUGUUUUUAGUCAGAUUCACAUUACAAAACAGGAACUGCUGUCUGUUUUUGUGACAGUCCUACGUUGUGAUAGUCUACUGUCUGUAAACUGAGAGAAAUACUUUGUAUAUUGUACUAAUGACAUGAAUAUUUAUUUGGUGCCUAUCUUGUAAGUUAUUGAUGAUGCAUUUUACUAAGGUUGCCCUUUUUUUUAAAGGUUUUUAUUCGCUGUCUGGUUCCAACAUAAAUUGUACUGACCCAACGAA
This is a messenger RNA of Oryzias latipes (Japanese medaka), 2595 nucleotides long. RefSeq names its product fibroblast growth factor 3 (gene fgf3). The record is from RefSeq and is a predicted model, not a curated record. Lineage: Eukaryota; Metazoa; Chordata; Actinopteri; Beloniformes; Adrianichthyidae. Gene Ontology annotation, molecular function: growth factor activity.